This is a messenger RNA of Erinaceus europaeus (western European hedgehog), 705 nucleotides long. Its product is annotated as histone H2A type 1-B. Gene Ontology annotation, molecular function: protein heterodimerization activity; structural constituent of chromatin; DNA binding. Bases 9 to 401 code for a protein of 130 amino acids. Lineage: Eukaryota; Metazoa; Chordata; Mammalia; Eulipotyphla; Erinaceidae. Gene Ontology annotation, cellular component: nucleosome. The record is from RefSeq and is a predicted model, not a curated record. The transcript has a single exon.
CUCUCAAAAUGUCUGGUCGUGGAAAGCAAGGAGGCAAAGCUCGGGCUAAAGCUAAGACCCGCUCUUCUCGGGCCGGUUUGCAGUUCCCGGUGGGUCGAGUGCACCGCCUGCUCCGCAAGGGCAACUACUCGGAGCGCGUCGGAGCCGGCGCCCCCGUGUACCUGGCGGCGGUGUUGGAGUACCUGACGGCUGAGAUCCUGGAGCUGGCGGGUAACGCGGCCCGCGACAACAAGAAGACCCGCAUCAUCCCGCGUCACCUGCAACUGGCCAUCCGCAACGACGAGGAGCUCAACAAGCUGUUAGGUCGUGUAACUAUCGCGCAGGGUGGUGUCCUGCCCAACAUCCAAGCCGUAUUGCUCCCCAAGAAGACUGAGAGCCACCACAAAGCUAAGGGCAAGUAAGCCACUUAGCUGUUCCUGUGGUUUCGGAAACCAAAGGCUCUUUUAAGAGCCACCCACUUUUUUAUAAAAGUGCUGGAAUGCUAAUAGCCUUGAGUUUCAGCUUAGUGAGAAUUUACCUAGUUACAGUUAACAUUUAGGUGGAAGGAUGUCUUCCUUGUACUUAUUAGGCCUUAUGACAAUACGGCAUGUGUCAAUUUCUGGGGUUCUUGUUACUUGAUGAAGGCGUUUGGUGAGACCUGAGAGAGUGCAAGGUUCUUUCCUACUACCGACACCUGAGGCGAAAACGGCUCCACCUUAAAGUCAG